AUGUCGUUUUGUUAUGUUUUCGUGCUCUGUGACCUUCUGCAAACCGCCAAAUUCUUGUAUGGAUGUGCUGUCGGAGCCUCAAUACUAAAAGUUGAUUGGCUCACUGAUUGUAUUGCUGCUGGAACUAUUGUACAACCUGGGAAAUACAUGAUUCUUCAAAAUCGGAGUGACAUGAAGUUAACCGUAACAAGAAGGCCAGUUCGUGAUAGUAACCAAAAGCCAAUUUUUGAGAGAGCAGGGUUCAUGCUACAUGGCAAGCAUAAUUUCUGCACCAAAUUGGCAAGUGUUAUCAAGCAUGGAGGUGGACAGGUAUUCAAAACCCUUCACUGGUUAGUUAGGAGCAUUGAUGAAGGAAGGAUUUCUGUGGGAGCUAUUAUUGCAGAAAAUAAACCUUCUAUAUCACGUCACUUGAAAUACUGUGCCUCGGAGAAGGGCAUUCCUAUUAUGCCUUUUAGUUGGAUCAUUAAGAGCUUGUAUUCAGCGGAGCUACUUCCUUUCACAGAAGAAAAUCGUCCACUUCCAUUGCCAAUUGCUAAUGUACUAGAAGUUCCAGAUUCUUUGGAUAUGAGUGAAGAAAUAUAGUAGUGCUUCUGCAGCAGCAAUUUACUAGAUUUUUCAGAUAUGAAAUUAGUGGUGAUUGUUGAGUACACUUCAAAGCGGUGUUGGUUUUAGCAGAAGAGACUAUAGCUCUUGGACAUCCAGCUCAGCUCAAAUCUGGAAAAAGUCGGGUUGCAAUAUGGUUUAAAAUACCAGAUGCUUUGUCACCAAGAGGGGCAAAAGCCAAGAAGAAGAUGCAUCCAAGCAGGAUCCUCAUCCUUUACAAGUCAAACUGAAGCCUCAUCAUGUCACUUCACAUUUUUAUCCAUGAGGUAUUUACCCCAUGUUGUUCCCGUCAAGAUCCAAGAUUAAUCUAUGGAAGGAAUCUUCGUCAAGUUCAUAAACUUUUCUGCUUCCAGACACUUAAAAGGACUGCCAUUCCUUCCUCAAAUGCUCUGGAUUCACAACCUAAAAAAGUUCUGCUCUGUUAAUUUUUAGCAAGCAAUAAGAAAACCUGGCAGUCCGUCAAAUCCAAACCAAGAAG
Molecule: messenger RNA, 1081 nt
Organism: Prosopis cineraria
Lineage: Eukaryota; Viridiplantae; Streptophyta; Magnoliopsida; Fabales; Fabaceae
Exons: 7
Coding region: 1-582 (193 amino acids)
Biological process (GO): positive regulation of transcription by RNA polymerase II; DNA damage checkpoint signaling
Cellular component (GO): nucleus
Molecular function (GO): histone binding
Source: RefSeq, a predicted model, not a curated record